AUGCUGCAGGUUUUGGGGCAUGGAAGGCUCCGAAUCAGCGAGAGAAGUUCUUCCAACGAGGCUCAGAUUUCUGACCAGCUUCGACAAGACCUUGCAGAGGCUUUCGAACUAGGUGGGAUGAUUUGCAUCUUGGCACCGCGCCUAGCAGGCAUACGUGGCACCCAGGUCAACUACACUCGCUUGGGGGGUGGCCACUGGAGCCCGAUAGGAGGUUGGAGCGAUGGCCAUGUCCUCAUCCUGGACACCAACGACACGCGACUACCCCCCCACUGGGUCAAGCUUGAAACGUUGACAAAGUCAAUGUGCAGCCUCAACCGAGCAACGGGGAAACCACGCGGGUACUUACUUCUGCGCAGAGGGGAGGUGUGCGGUGUGUGCAGCAGUGUUGACAGCGUUUCUGAUAUUCCGACAUGUCCGAGGCUGACAGCGCGUGAGCCCGCCCGAAACUCCUUGCCAGGCAAGCCACCCUGUACAGGCGCUUGCAAGAAAGCUGUGCAAAAAGGCUAG
This is a messenger RNA of Symbiodinium necroappetens, 507 nucleotides long. The record is from the annotation of a GenBank genome assembly. Lineage: Eukaryota; Dinophyceae; Suessiales; Symbiodiniaceae.